AUGCCAGAUUGCCCAUAUCCAUUGCUGGGAAGAGACUUAUUGCAGAAGCUGCAGACCACCAUAUCCUUUAAGGGGGAUGUGACAGAACUGACAUUUAAUUCUGCACCUCCUGCCCAGAUAAUGAUAACAUGCCCAAUCAGUGAAGAAUAUAUAAUAGCCACAGAGGCAUCACCCAUUGACUCUAGUUCCACCUUGGAGGAGCUAAAAUGGGAGAUCCCAGGACUGCAGGCAGAAAUGAACCCCCCAGUCCUGGCCAUCCACCGACCUCCCAUUAUGGUUCAGCUUACUAACCAGGCUACUCGUAUUUUAGUAAAGCAAUAUCCAAUUCCCUUGGAAGCCAGGAGAGGGGUAGCUGUCCACAUCCGAAGGCUGAGAGAAGGUAAUAUUCUAAUUCCAUGUAAGUCGACAUGGAAUACUCCUCUUCUUCCAAUACAAAAACCAGGUACUUUAGACUUCCGACCCAUCCAAGAUCUAUGAGAAGUGAACAAAUAUGUGCAGACCCUCCAUCAAACCAUCCCCAAUCCCUACACCCUCCUCAGCCUGCUGUCACCAUCCCACCAGAUCUACACUGUGCUAGAUCUUAAGGAUGCCUUCUGCAGCCUCCCACUGGCCAAGGUAUGCCAACCUUUAUUUGCUUUUGAAUGGACAGACCCGGGAGGGGGAUAUUCAGGACAACUGUCAUGGACCUGGUUGCCUCAAGAACAAAAAGGAAAAAAAAAUUCCCUGACUUUGUUUGACGAAGCAUUGAGCCAAGACCUCAUGCUAUACUGAAAACAAUAUCCUGAGAUCACUCUACUACACACUGGGGGAAAACAAGCCUCCCUGUUGUGGACAGAGAUUGAACAAAAGGCCUUCAGUGAUUUGAAAAAGGCUCUUACCACGGCCCCUGCCUUGGCACUACCAGACGUAAAUAAGCCCUUCACCCUGUUUGUCACUGAGAAACUAGGCAUAGCCAAGGGAGUACUCACCCAGGCACUGGGUCCAUGGAAAAGGCCUGUGGCCUACCUCUGUAGGAAACUGAAUAAUGUGGCCACCGGAUGGCCAACUUGUCUGUGGGCUAUAGCCGCUACUGCUUUAUUGGUGAAGGAAGCAGACAAACUAACACUAGGGCAGAAUAUGAGCCUGGUAGCGCCUCACUCUGUGCAAGUUCUCCUGAGAAGUGCACCUGAGCAUUGGCUCACAAAUGCCGGCAUCACUCAAUACCAGGCUUUACUUUUAGACCAGCCCCGAAUAAAGUUUCUUAAGACCACAGCUCUGAAUCCAGCAACUCUCCUUCUAGAUGAUGACCCAGAAGAGCCUCUUCAUGACUGCCUUGAGACUAUAGAAACCCUCCAAGGACUCCGACCUGAUCUGACUGAUGUGCCUUGGCCAGACCCUGAUGAGGUGAUGUUCACAGAUGGGAGCAGCUUCAUCUCCAACGGAAUCAGGUAUGCCAGAGCAGCUGUAGUCACACUAGAACAAGUCAUCUGA
This is a messenger RNA of Galeopterus variegatus (Sunda flying lemur), 1470 nucleotides long. RefSeq lists its product as uncharacterized. Gene Ontology annotation, biological process: proteolysis. NCBI's taxonomy places the organism in Eukaryota, Metazoa, Chordata, Mammalia, Dermoptera, Cynocephalidae. The record is from RefSeq and is a predicted model, not a curated record. Gene Ontology annotation, molecular function: aspartic-type endopeptidase activity; nucleic acid binding.